Rhincodon typus (whale shark) is the source of this 1113-nucleotide messenger RNA. RefSeq names its product golgin subfamily A member 2. NCBI's taxonomy places the organism in Eukaryota, Metazoa, Chordata, Chondrichthyes, Orectolobiformes, Rhincodontidae. Gene Ontology annotation, biological process: Golgi organization. The record is from RefSeq and is a predicted model, not a curated record. The annotation marks the transcript as partial. Gene Ontology annotation, cellular component: Golgi cisterna membrane; Golgi cis cisterna; cis-Golgi network. The transcript has 13 exons.
UUGAAGGAAUACCAGCAGAAGAAGGUGGCUCCACCUGCCUCUUCAGGGACCAAAAAGAAGAUAACAGAUGACAGAUCUGAAACAGCAACGACUCUAACAGCGAAUAAUGACGAAAUUUGUGAGAUGCCUCUGCAGAACAUUCUGAAGGUGUUGGUGGCAGACCGCAGUAAAUCCAAUGGGGUAAAACUGCCUUCAUUGGACAGGCUGAAGGCUUCUCUGGAAAAUGAUGUUGACAAUCUUGGUAGAGGACAGAGGGUUGAUGGUGCCACGCCUGCUCGUUUCAACAUCUCCAACAGCAACUUGCCAAAUACUAUGACUGUAAAGCAGCACGUUGAUCUGACAGUACAGAAUGAAGCUUCCUCCCAGAUAAUCCUGGCUGGAGAAGAAAAUCAACCUGAAGAAACCAGAGGUGUCUCCUCCACAGAAAGUCUUCGACAGUUGUCCACUCAGUUAAAUGGCCUGGUGACUCAGACUACUUAUAUGAAUGGUGAAAGUGCAGCCUGUACCAUCAGUCCAAGUGAACUAGAGGCACGAAACCAAGAGUUGAUUGUAGCACUUGACUCCAGCAAUUUGACAAAUAGAGAACAAAGUGCAAAGAUAGAAGAAUUGGAAAAACACAUUCAGGAGCUUAAAAAUCAGCUAGAGAAGGAAAAGCAAGCUUUUGACCAGAAGUCCAACCAAAAGUGUGAAUCCAUGAAAGACCAGCUAAAACUUCACGUAGACACCAUUGAGAUUUUGGUUUCUGAGAAAUCGGAGUUGCAGUCAGCGUUGGCUCAUGCUAGACAAAUAUUGCGGGGCAAAACAGAUGAAACGGGAGAACUCAAUAGCAAGCUGAGUGCUUCUACUCAAAGAGUCGCAGAACUGGAGCAAACUCUAUCCAGCAUUUCAUCCCAACAGAAACAGUCUGAUAAAAUUUACAAAGAGCUUGAAAAGGAGAGAGAGAAUCUCAAACAAGAGGUGGACAAACUAAAUAAGAUGAGUGACGAGAUGAGACAACAGAACUCUGAGCUCUCAGAACAGUUGAGCUCCAAGGUAUCAGAAAAUGACUUGGUGAGGAGGAACAUUCAAGAACUCCAGAAGAGACUUGAAAUGGCAGAAUUGACAAUUCAGCAG